GUAGCAAUCAACAUCGGAUUUACCUACUCAGCCAUCGAACUCGCCUAUUAUCGCCAUAGAGAUUCGUUCCUGGGAAUCUUUCGUUAUUAUCGAUCCUCGAUUUAUCUUUCUACACACGACCACCUUAUCCGGCCACUCGUUCCGUCUAUCCGUGCCACUCUCAUCGGAGCCUUAGGCGUAAGCAUAUCAAUCAACAUGAAGCCAAUCUUCUCUGCCUUGAACGCUUGGAGCUGUGUUGUCAUUUCAUUCUUCGCCGUUAUCAUUCUAUCUAUUCUCGGAUCACUAUACAACUCAAAUCAUCCUGCAUUCACCGGAUCAGAAGGUACCCCCGAAGAUGGCACGGUGGUAGCCGGCUCGAUUUUCACUGCCGUGAUCAUUUAUGCUGGCUUCUUCGUAUUCUGCGCUUUCCAGGCAUAUUUGCACGUUCGAGCGAAUCGGAGGGGUGUUAUUUCCUUGAACUAGAUUGCCUUUUUUUUUACUUCGAUAGAUACCAUACAUAUGUCAAUGUUUGCUUCUCUGUUAUUGGCGGAAAUAUUUCAAAAUGUGCAAGUUUCAUCCGGGAUACAGAGUUCUUAUUUUUUAAGACUUUCCAUCCGUAAUGGAUCUUUCUUUGAUUGGCGUUGGGUGUAAUUGGCGAUUGUGAAGUAUAGUUUAUGCAUGUCCUAUGCUUUAUAUAUGUUGCUCCUUGUUGUUUACAUAUCUACUGCGAGCUUGGUUCAUCGAAUCUGUAUAUGCCCUGGACUAGACAGGUGCAUCC
Molecule: messenger RNA, 757 nt
Organism: Talaromyces stipitatus ATCC 10500
Lineage: Eukaryota; Fungi; Ascomycota; Eurotiomycetes; Eurotiales; Trichocomaceae
Exons: 4
Coding region: 196-462 (88 amino acids)
Source: RefSeq, a predicted model, not a curated record